UGUGUGUCCCCCCACCCACUCCAGCCACGUGAUGGAGCAGCAGUCCAACAUGGCGCAGUCCUCCUAGGCCGCUCCAUCCCAGCCCGGCGGGGAGGCAAUCUGGCUUUGCAGAGCAUCCCGGAGACCGGCAGGACAAUUCACCCGCCAUGGUGAAGAUCUUUGUGGGGGGCCUGUCUCCCGUGGUGACGGCCGAGGAGCUGAGGAAGCUCUUUGAGCAGUACGGGCAGGUGAACGAGUGCGACAUCCUCAAGAACUUUGCCUUCGUGCACAUGGAGAAGGAGGACGAGGCCCACCAGGCCAUCAGCGCCCUGCACAAGAGCGAGUUCUACGGGGCCCACCUGACGGUGGAAUACGCCACCUCCAAGAUCAGAAACGCCACCAAGAUCUACGUGGGGAACGUCUCCGCCAAGGCCACCACCUCCCAGAUCCGCCAGCUCUUCGAGAGGUUCGGCAAAGUGGUGGAGUGCGACAUCGUCAAGAACUACGCCUUUGUCCACAUGGCCAAGGAGAGGGAGGCGAUGGACGCCAUCUUGAACCUCAACGAUACCCCUCUGGAGGACCAGAAAAUCUUCGUCACCCUUUCCAAGAGCAACAGCUCCCUGCGGGCCGCCAAGGGGGCAGCGGCGGCGGCGGCGGCGGUGCCCACCCCGCCUCCCCCGUCUCCAAGCUACUACUUCUCCAGGGGGCGGCUGCCACCCCCGCCCCCGGCCUACACCCCCUACUGCCCCCGGGCCUGGUACGACAGGGAGUACUGCGACCGCUACUCGUACGAGCUCUACGACCGGGCCCGGGCCGCCUAUGACCGGGCCUUGCCCCCUGCCCCUGCCGCCUAUAGGGAAAGGAGCCCCGUGGGCAGGCGGACAGCUGCCUCCACCGCCGUCGUGGCCCAGUACGCCGACCCCUAUGCGGCCGCUGCUGCUGCGGCGGCAGCUGCUGCCGCCACCGCCGCCGCCAACCAGACCUACAACCCGGCCUACAGCCAGCCAGGGUACGCAGCCGCUGCUGCCGCUGCCGCCACAUACUCCCAGUACAGUAUAGGAACCGCCUACAACGUGGCGGAGUACUACGAGAGGUACGCCAGCGCAUACGCCGCCCAGUAUGCGCAGACCUUCUGAGCACGGUGUGCCUUUUCUGGCAAUCUCUUUGCAGGCAUCGCCACCGCAGUGUCUGUGAGGCCCUUUGCUGAUCACACGCUGACUUUUUACUCCAGCUUCCUUCCAAGGUUGGUGAUGCUGCACUUUUUUUUACCCCCUACCCUCCGUCCUUCCUGCCCUCUCGCCUUUUUCUUCCUUCACCCUCUUUCCCUCUUUUUAUUUUUUUGAUCCGGUCGUUACCGUUUUGUUUAAAAAAAACCUGCUUCGAAGACCCGCCGCCUGCCUCACCAACCCCCGCCUUUCGAACCCGCCGUGAGCUGAAGACGGUUUUGCUCGUAGAAACGUGCCCGCUUUUUUUGAACUCUCCUCGUGCCCGGAGCAGCGGGUGUUUGCCAACCUCCGAACUCUAGCCGGCUAAUUCUUUGCUUCCCCCGUGGUGUUGCUGCCUGCCGAACCUCUGAUCCCCUUGUUGCCUAGAUUUCUGCCGGGCUCCUUAGCCAGGGAGCGAGGCCUCCUUUUGCUUCUGCUGUAUUCCUGGGUACCGUUCUGUUCUGUUCUGUUUGUUGCCUUUGUACAAUCGGUUAAUGGAGCUUGUUCCUGUCGUGGCAACUCGUUUGCUUUUUUCCCUUAUUUUUUAAAAUGUCGAUCAUUAAAUGGCUUUUACAGAA
This is a messenger RNA of Lacerta agilis (Sand lizard), 1762 nucleotides long. Its product is annotated as RNA-binding protein 4-like. The coding region runs from base 147 to 1115 and encodes 322 amino acids. NCBI's taxonomy places the organism in Eukaryota, Metazoa, Chordata, Lepidosauria, Squamata, Lacertidae. Gene Ontology annotation, molecular function: mRNA binding. Gene Ontology annotation, cellular component: cytosol. The record is from RefSeq and is a predicted model, not a curated record. The transcript has 3 exons.